This is a messenger RNA of Condylostylus longicornis, 3529 nucleotides long. It is a transcript of the gene Tbce, whose product is annotated as tubulin-specific chaperone E. NCBI's taxonomy places the organism in Eukaryota, Metazoa, Arthropoda, Insecta, Diptera, Dolichopodidae. Gene Ontology annotation, molecular function: alpha-tubulin binding. The record is from RefSeq and is a predicted model, not a curated record. Gene Ontology annotation, biological process: protein folding. The transcript has a single exon. The coding region runs from base 111 to 1682 and encodes 523 amino acids.
CAACAUAAGAAUUUUUUGAUUUUAUUUUCGGAUUUAAGAUUAAUCUUUUUUGUAUUUUAAUUGUUCGACUAAAUUAGAUUUUUUCGAGUGUCAAUAAAUAAAUAAAUUUUAUGAAUAAAAUGGUUGGUUUAAUGGAUGAUCAAUAUAAAUUUCCAAUUGGUAGUAGAAUAAAAGUAAAUGAUGAUUUUGGAACUGUAAAAUAUGUUGGAAACGUUCAAGGUUACAAUGGUAUAUGGCUUGGUAUUGAGUGGGAUAAUUUUAGUAGAGGAAAACAUGAUGGUACUAUUAAUGGUAUUUAUUACUUUAGUACAAAAUAUCCUACAUCAGGGUCAAUGAUACGAAUACAUAAAAUUGAAAAAUUUGAAUCUCUCCAAGAAGCUGUUAGAAAAAAAUAUUUAUGUGAUGAAAAAAACCCUUUGGAUAAGAAGCUAAUACGAGAAGCCCAAAAACAAUUGCAUGCAAAUGUAUUUGAAAUUGUUGGUAUGGAAAAAAUUGCACAAAAACAAAGCAAAGUUGAAGAACUAAAUGAAAUCAGUGUUUCUAAUUCACCAAUCAAUUGUGCAGGCGAUUUACAUAAUUUUAAAAGAUUGUCAGGAUUGAAUAUAAGCUCAACUUUAAUAUGGAAUUGGAAUAUUGUAUCAGAUAUUGCAAAACAAGUACCAAGUUUAGAAGAUAUAAAUUUGAGUUCAAAUCGUUUCACUUUGCCGAAGGAAGAUGAAAUCAAUCGCUUAGAACCAAGUUUUAGAAAUAUAAAACAAAUUGUAUUGGGUAAAUUUGGUAUUAAAAAUUGGGAUGACUUAAUCACAAUAGCACACCUCUGGCCAAAUAUAGAAUCGUUAGGUUUACAAGAAAAUUAUUUUUCUAAUAUUUCUACUAUAGAUAAUAAUGUAAUAUUUAGAAAUUUAAAAAAAUUAGACUUAAAUCAAACAAAUCUAUCGGAUUUUAAUGAAAUCUUAAAACUUGGAAAUAUAAACUCAUUGGAAGUUCUAUUAUUAAUGGAAAAUAAUAUAGAAUUUAUAAAAUUACCAGAGUGUGAUCCAGAAAAGAAGAUAAACAUUUUCGAAAAUUUAAAAGAAAUAAACCUUUUACAUAACCCUAUAAAAGAUGAAGCUUCCACAUUCAAUGAAUUGGAUAAAUUAAAAUCUUUGUCGAGUGUUUGUAAAACGUCAGAUAAGAAAUCUGGCUUUGAUGAAAUGUUUUCAAUGGCUGUUGGUUUAAUAUCGAAUUUGCAAUUCUUGAAUAGAACUUUUAUUGAAAGAGAAAGCCGAAAAGGUGCUGAAUAUGACAUAUGGAAAAAAUAUGGAGAAGAAUGGCAGCAAUGUGAAGGCGACGAGAAAAAAAAGCUGGACUUUACAAAAAAAUAUAGAAAUUAUGGUAACUUAUUAAAAAAGUAUGGUUCUCCGGCAGAAUUUUUAAUAAAACCACAGAAAAAGCUGUCUAAUUUAAUUAAAAUUAAAAUUCAAUAUAAACCAAGUGGAGAACUUUGGGAAAAAAAACUUUUAAGAAAAUUAUCAUUGAAUACAUUACAAGGUUUAAUAAUGAAACAAUUUAAAUUGAAAUCAACACCCAAAAUGACAUAUAUUGAUAUAGAUCACAAAAACUUGGUAGUUGAACUCAAUAAUAUGUCGAAAACAUUAGAUUUUUAUUCAAUUAAAGACAAUGAUUUAAUAAUCGUUGAAUAAAAAACUUAAAGAAUUUAAAGUAUAAGGUAGACGCACUUGUAUCCGAACAAUUUAAACAUUAAGAUUUUUCUCAAAUUGGCAAUUACAUAUUUUCAAGGUUACAUACAUAUGUAUUUGCCCCCAAAAAUUUACGAAAUGCCCUUAUUGUACAUAAAAUUUUGAGAAAUUACGAUUUAUGCCACUAUCUCAGCACUAAAAUUUGGUCGCAAACUCUUUAAUUCUAGUAUCCGAACAUAGACAUUCUCUUGAAAUUUUAGUUUUUUUUUUCGUCACUAAAACAUGUUGAAAUGAAAAUAAAAGCAAUGUUUAUCCGAUAUCGUAACAGUAAAUGCUUAUCGCAAAAUAAGCAUUUACUGUUAUUGUUAAAAGUGAAUCUAUAAAUAAAAGUCAAAUACAUUUUUAUGGUCUUUUGUAGAUACAUGUAGAGCAGACAUGUCAAACUCAUCAUUUUGGGUUUUCGCACAUUGCUUCAGCCCGAACAAUAAAAAAAAACUUAAACUACUAACUAUACUCAAAUUUUCACUCAUAUUUUGUCAGUUACAUCACUCGAAGAAAAUUCUUAUUAAUAAAAAAUUUCAUUAUUAUUGAAAAGUAUUUUGGUUUUCAGUGUGAAAUUUCAAUUUUUGGAAAUGAUUUUAUGCCGGAAAACUCAAAACGUUUGAAUAACAACAUGAGUGUUUGAUUUCUAUUGUCAACUUAAAAAAAUAUAAAACGUACAAUACAGUCAUACAAAAAAAUAUAAAAUAAUUUUUUCAAAGAAAUUUGGCAACGUUUUUCUAUUAUUUCAAUCUUCGAAAUUUGGUUGAAUUUAAUUUGUAAUUGUAAUUUUUAAUAUUGAUUGAACAUGUUGUUCUGUUAAUUAUGAUCUUUCAGCCAUUUUAUUAUUUCUAAAUAUGGGAAACAAUUGUUCAUACACAAAUAUGUGUUUCCGAACUUUGCUAAAACACGCUUAAUUGAUUUAUGGGUAAAUAAUUAUAAAAUUUAGUAAUUUCCACAUUUCUAACCCUUGUUUCAAUACAGGUUAAUGUUUGUUGUAAAUUUGAAUCAAGUGUUUCAAUGUCAGCAGAAAAUGGAAAAGUAAAUGGUUAAAUUCAUUUUGACACCCAUUAAAAUCUAAAAAUCUUCUUUCCGAUUCGGUUGUUAAUAAUUUAUUCUAAUUAUAAUAUUCGGAAAAUUUCUAAUUUACUUAAAGACAGUAGAUCAUACUGUUUACAAAUAUAAGAAAAUCAAACUGGUUCAAAUAAAUAAAUAUUUGAUUUAUAAAAUAGUCGCUUUCCACUUCUCGAAACUGUGUAUUUCUCGCAUAUGCAUAUGUUUGGUCUUUGGAUGUGUGGCAAACCCUCCGCUGAACCUUCACUUUGGUUUAACACUUUUUAACAAAAUUAUAGGAAUUAAUAUCACAAUUUUCAAAAAUCGUAGCGGGCUGCAGAAUCAAGAGUUGUGGGCCGCGUGUUUGACAUGCCUGCUGUAGAAAAUUAGCCGUAGUUUGCACACUACUACGCCUAUAUAAAUUUAGAUAAAUAAUUAUAUUCCUGAGAGCAUAGAAUAUAAAACUGAGUUAUGUCUAAAAACAUUAGUGCAAUACAUUAAAAAUUUUUUUAGGGUUUCAUUUUUGGAAAGGUUUAAUGACGAAUUUCUUAUAAUAAAAAGAAUAUAGUGUUCGGCCACUAGUGCCUCUACCCUACUGCGUUUAUUUUGCCGAUACUGCAAAAUUAGAUUAAUAUCAAGUAUUUAAUAAAUUAAAAAUAUUUAAUUAUUUCGCAAAAAUGCAUUUAAAUUAUUUACCACACUGUUUUUUUUUAUACAAUGAAAUGAACUUCAAGAUUAUAAUAAAAUUGUACGUUAAA